GUUCACAAUGUUUUCAAACACGCCGUUGAAAGCCCUCAGUGUUCCACUUAUCACCUCACUUCCUGUAUAGAGUUUAGUAAUUCUGACUUUCGGAUCUUUUCGGGCGACGGGACCUGGUGCUGCUCUGAACCCCUGAUCCUCGGACCGCAGGCCCUGAUCCAGUCGAGGCCAUGGCUGACUUUUCGCUUGCUGACGCAAUCUCAGAUGAUGUUUCUAGUGAAGCAUCGAAAACCAAACACACCAAUCCAUCAGCUCCUGGAAAUGGGGCUCCGCCUCCCACUAACCCUGGCUGGCCUGGUGCGGCCCCUGGUGGCCCUCAUUUCCCACCCUCAGGAGGCCCCGCUCAACCAACAGCACCUGGCUUCCCUCAGACUGGGCCGUCUGCCCCCGGUCCAUUUCCACCUGGCCCAGGAGCCCCAGGCCAGUUUCCCGGAGCCCCUGCUGCCCCGGGUGGAUACCCUCCAGGACCGGGUGUACCUGGACAGUUCCCCUCCAACCCUGGAGCUCCAGGACAGUUCCCCUCAAUGCCAGGCCAGUUCCCACCUGGCGGUGCACCCGUGCCAUACCACGUUCCUGGACAGUUCCCCUCCCCACCUGGGGCUCCACAGGGCCCGUAUCCAAAUGUGCCUUACCCACCGGGUCCAUCUGGGCCUGGCAUGUAUGGCCCAGGAGGCCCUGGUGCCUUUCCACCAGAUGGAGGCCCUGGAUAUGGAGGAGGAAUGUUUCCCCCAGUACCACCAGGAGCAUGGGGUGCCCCCGGAGGGGGCUUCCUUCCUCAACCUGGCCCACCAGGAGGCUUUGGUCCAGGGCCGAUGGGACCAUACGGAGGACCUGCAGCUCCAGGUGGAAUGCUGCCAUUGCCGUACGAUCUUCCGCUGCAUGCUGGGAUAAUGCCCCGCCUCGUGAUUACUAUAGUGGGCGAACCAGUACCAGGAGGAAACAGGUUCCACAUAGAUUUUGUGAGGGGGCAUGACGUGGUUUUCCAUUUCAACCCUCGUUUCCAUGAGAACACCAUCGUACGGAACACACAGUUUGGGGGCUGCUGGGGUCCGGAAGAGAGGGAGGGAGGCUUUCCCUUUGUGCAGGGCAGACAGUUUGAGCUGAAGAUCCUGGUGGAGACGGACGGGUUUAAGGUGGCCGUGGACGGCGUUCAUCUGCUGGAGUUUGAGCACAGAACAGGCGGGAUGGAGGACGUCAAUCGCCUGCACAUAGAGGGAGACCUCGUGCUGUUCAGCGUGGCCCCCAACAUGAUCUAAAUCAAAGGGGCGCGGGAGCAAUUUGACAAUGUUGAGGAGACACAUUAAGUCAUUGGUCCUUGAAAAGUAUAGAUUAUCUUCAAAAAAGUGGGACGAAUAGAAAUUCCUAAAAGAAGAUGUAUCCGUUAUCUUCGUCUCAGUUGCAAAUUAGUUUCAAAUAUAUGAUCUAAACAAAUGAAAUUAGAAAGAAAGUUUUUGGCCGCCCCUCUGAAGUACCAUAACUUUCUGUUUUUCCUCAUUCUGUCACCCGUCAGAAUGCAUUAUGCUAGUUAACCUUUUGCAUGUUUUGUUAAAACGAAACGUAUACUGUUCCAAACACGCCUAUGGUAUGACCUUCAGUAUUAGCAUGGUAUAGUAAGUACCAAGACCCAUGAGGGGUCAUAAACUCGAAUUCAGGAAACUGCGGCCCAGAGCUGUGACACUGUGCUGAAUUACUUCAGAUCUAAAUGGCUGAAUAUUAUUUUAUUUGGUAUGGGUUUUGGAAAAUGUUCAUUAUUUUGAAUAAAACCAUAGUAAUGAAAUCAUUGUGGAGAUAAGUGAAUAAUUAUGUCUGAAUAAAUGCUGUAUUACCCCGAUCAAAA
Molecule: messenger RNA, 1837 nt
Organism: Puntigrus tetrazona (Sumatra barb)
Lineage: Eukaryota; Metazoa; Chordata; Actinopteri; Cypriniformes; Cyprinidae
Gene: lgals3a
Product: lectin, galactoside binding soluble 3a
Exons: 6
Coding region: 171-1256 (361 amino acids)
Biological process (GO): neutrophil chemotaxis; positive regulation of calcium ion import; eosinophil chemotaxis
Cellular component (GO): nucleus; immunological synapse
Molecular function (GO): IgE binding; carbohydrate binding; laminin binding
Source: RefSeq, a predicted model, not a curated record